Molecule: messenger RNA, 495 nt
Organism: Aureobasidium vineae
Lineage: Eukaryota; Fungi; Ascomycota; Dothideomycetes; Dothideales; Saccotheciaceae
Source: the annotation of a GenBank genome assembly
AGGGCUGACACAUUCUGUGUCAAUACAACCGCCCAUUACUUUCUGUCCGUCGCACUCUUACCAUUACUAGCUGCGGCUUCACAACUCGACCUGGGCAAUGGUUGUUUGGGUAGAGAAGCCGGCCGUGAUGCUAUUGUGUUGACGAGCUCUUGCGCCAGUAUGCACAACGUAACGAACGUAGACUUGACAAGCUACGCAACAAGCAAAGCUGCCACGGACCAUCUCGUCAAAUUGCUGGCCGCCAAAUUCAGUCGUUUCUAUGUUCGAGUGGUUGGCAUCAACCCUGGAUUCGUACCCAGUAACAUGAAUCCUAUCGGUGAAGCUGGUAACAUGUUCAGCUCACUGUUUGAUCGAGUUCCUGCCAAACGGGCCGGGAAUGAGGAAGACAUCGCUGCGAGUGUUGUCUACCUCAUCAGUCGAGCUGGAGCAUACAUCGACGGUGUUUCUGUCUGCAUUGACGGUGGUCGAGUCCUCGUCGCGAACGGCCAAGAGUGA